Medicago truncatula (barrel medic) is the source of this 652-nucleotide messenger RNA. Its product is annotated as protein EPIDERMAL PATTERNING FACTOR 1. Bases 92 to 463 code for a protein of 123 amino acids. Gene Ontology annotation, biological process: stomatal complex development; guard cell differentiation. The transcript has 2 exons. Lineage: Eukaryota; Viridiplantae; Streptophyta; Magnoliopsida; Fabales; Fabaceae. The record is from RefSeq and is a predicted model, not a curated record.
UCAUUCCUUCACAUCAUUCACCAAGUACUAAGAAGAACAUCUCAAGCUACAUAAGCCACUCAACAUUUUGAAAUUGCAAGAGAAAUUAGCCAUGAUGAAGAGGAGUUUGGUCUAUGCUGCUGCAUUUGUCCUUAUUUUACUUUAUGUUCCAAUCAUCGCCUCUUCAAGGCACAUAAGCCACUCAAAUUCACGACAUGGACAUUUCGAUGUGGGAAACAAAAUAGAUGAAAGCAAAGGGGCAAACCAAAAUCUGCAUUGGAAAGGAAGAUCAAAACAUACACGGCGGCCGGACACGAUGCAAGUAGCUGGGUCGAGGUUGCCGGAUUGUUCUCAUGCAUGCGGAUCAUGUUCACCAUGCAGAUUGGUUAUGGUCAGCUUAGUUUGUGCAUCCCUUGCAGAGGCUGAAUCAUGUCCAAUGGCUUACAAAUGCAUGUGCCAUAACAAGUCCUAUCCUGUCCCAUAGAAUUGGUUAUAAUAGAAUUUCAAUUUCAAGUCAUGCUUCAAUUUCUAACUUGGUGUAAUAUAUAUAGUGCCCAUUUUCCUUGUUUUGUUCUUUUGAGUUUUAUAUUUUUGUUUUAUGAAAUUUCUCUCUAUUGUCAAACAUGUAGAAAUGGCUUCCUAGCAAUGAAAAUGGUUUUUGGCACUGUGACAA